GUUAACUGUAACAGGAGUUAAGAGUGCUAACAAAACAUUCAGCAAUGACUCUCUCAUCAGACGGAUUAAGGCUAUCAAUGGAAGGGAAACUUUGGAGAUUUUGUUUGACCACAGCCAUUCUGCUCUGUGGCAUUGGCUGCCAAAAUAAUUCAAGUGAACGUCGUUGUAAAGUACUGAUAGUGAACGAUGACACAUAUUCAGGAGUCAUUAGGAAUGGGAAUGAUUGUCCAUCUCAGAAUAACUUUUCAGAUUGGAUAGGGAAUUGUACCUCACAGCAGGAAAUCCAGAGGCUCUGCAUCAUAUCUACUGGAGAGAACACAACAACAUCAGAUAAAUGUCAUCCAGAAUUCCCCAACUGUACAUUUGAAGUGAGGAAAGAUAACAAUUCAUACUUCAUAACUCUGAGUGAAGAUGCUGUCAACACUCAAGAGCUCCACUUGUGGUUUCCACCGAGAAAGAACAUGACAUGUAUUCCAUCACAGUUCUAUCGAAAUACUACAGGUUAUCUGACUACUCCGGUGAAGCCAGAAACCAUUUGUGGAAAGAUGUCAACCUAUGAUGCAGCUGCUUGCAGAAAUAACACCAAAGAUAAAUUCAUUCUUGAGAUCACUGCAGAGGGACCAAAUAGUUGUCUAACAUGUAACAACCCUGUUAAGAAGCCGGACAUGAACAUAGGUUUACCCGGAGGCCCAAUGGAAGGCUCAAAUGGGGUCAUAAGUGCUGAUUUGGCAUCUGAGGCUAUGAAAAAUCUCUUCUCGUUGACUGAGCUGAUGGGAAACGCCAGCACUGCAGCCAUUUCAAUGGGCAAGGUUAAAGGACUCCUUAGUAAACUUCAUAAAGACGACCCCAAGGAUAUCAACUUUGGUUUUUCCCCUGACAAAGAUAUGAGUAUUGUUGAAGACAGGUAUGCUCUGAGGAAAUAUUUCAAUCGAUCUGUGCGUGUGUCCAAGGAAGCCUAUGACAUGGCACUCAAUAAGAGUGGAACUUUUGUCGGGGUUCUUGUCUUUCCCAGCAUGUCCCAGGAUGAAAAGAAGAGCAUCGUUCUAAACGGUGAGGUAGUUGGAAUAGAAAUUGGAGCCCACAUAGCUAAUCUCACAGACACCAUUGAUAUUGAGUACAGAAAUGUUGAUAAGGUGGGAUUCAAUGUCUAUUGUAAUUCUUGGAAUGGCAAAGGAAAACUACCCAAUUGGACCACAGAUGGUUGUCAAACCUUGGAGAGCAACAACAGCAUAACGUGCCAAUGCACUCAUUUAUCAUUUUUUGCUAUACUAAUGUCACCUCCACCAAAGAACAUCAGUGCCUCAGAUGUGGCAUCUCUAACCUACAUUAGCUACAUCGGCUGUGGACUGUCUAUGUUCUUCUUGGGAACGGCUCUCUUCAUGCAGUUUGCGAUGAGCAAAACCAAAUCUAGCCAAGCAACCAAGAUCCUUGUCAACCUCUUCGUGGCUAAGUUUUUCCUGAACCUGACCUUUCUGACCAACGAGACCAUUGCAGGCAUGGGGAGCUAUGUUGCAUGUGUCAUCAUAGCAGCAGUCAUGCACUACUCCAUGUUGUCCACCUUCACCUGGUUCCUCAUUGAGGCGGUCCACUUGUUCCUGCAGCUAAAGAAACGCACCGCUAACAUCAAACAUUAUAUGCUGAAAAUUUACGUUGUGGGAUGGGUCCUUCCAGCUCUAGUGGUCAUCGUCCUUCUGGGACUGCAAAAAUAUACAUUCAUGUCCAUACAAACAGAUGAUGGGAAAUCAGUGAAAAUGUGCUGGAUCACUGACAUCUACAUCCAUUAUGGAGUCAACAUCGGCUAUUACGCCUUGGUGUUUGUCUGGACUUUGACCAACUUCAUCAUUGUCGUGAGACAGAUCUUGAUCCUGAGGAAGACCAAUGUAGGCAAGUGCCAGAACGACCCAGCGUCCAAGGACACCCUGACCAUCCUGGGGCUCCUAUUCCUGCUGGGCCUCACCUGGGGCUUUGCCUUCUUCAGCUACGGACCCAUGGUUAUCCCAUCUUACUACAUCUUCAGCAUCCUCAACUCCUUCCAGGGCUUCUUCCUGUUCCUCUACUACUACAACACCAACAAGAUUGUUGGUGAUGACAGGAACUCUGUAUUCACCGACCAGAGCAGCUCUACUUUUUCAAACAUCUAUGACGACUCUCCCGUUCACAAGAAGUAGCGAAGAUUGGGGCCGAUGGUGUAUCUUACUACACUAGGUUUAUAAUUGCAAUACACUAAGCACAAAAUGUUUUGAAGAUGUUUAAUACUCUAUUUAAUAAAUAGAAAAGUAUGCUUAUCUUUGUUAAAUGUCUGUAAUAUAUGUAUUUAUAUAGUCAAAAGUUUUAGAACGCCUACUCAUUCAAGGGUUUUUCUUUACUUGUACUAUUUUCUACAUUGUAGAAUAAUAGUGAAGACAUCAAAACUAUGAAAUAACACAUAUGGAAUCCUGUAGUAACCAAAAAGGUGUUAAACAAAUCAAAUAUAUUUUAUAUUUGAGAUUCUUCAAAGCAGCCACUCUUUGUCUUGAGGACAGCUUUGCACACUCUUGACAUUCUCACAGCCAGAUUCACCUGGAAUGCUUUUCCAAUAGUCUUUAAGGAGUUCCCACAUACGCUGAGCACUUGUUGGCUGCUUUUCAGUCACUAUGCGGUCCGGUUCAUCCCAAACCAUCUCAAUUUGGUUGCGGUCGGGGAAUUGUGGAGGCCAGGUCAUAUGAUGCAGCACUCCAUCACUCUCCUUCUUGGUAAAAUAACCAUUGUACAGCCUGGAGGUGUGUGGGGUCAUUGUCCUGUUGAAAAACAAAUGAUAGUUCCACUAAGCGUAAACCAGAUGGGAUGGCGUAUCACUGCAGAAUGAUGUGGUAGCGAUGCUGGUUAAGUGUGCCUUGAAUUCUAAAUAAAUCACAGACAGUGUCACCAGCAAAGAACCCCCACACCAUAAUACCUCCUCCUCCAUGCUUUACUGUGGGAAAUACACAUGCGGAGAUCAUCCGUUCACCCACAUCGCGUUUCAUAAAGAUACGACGGUGGGAACCAAAAAUCUAAAAUGUGGACUCCAAACCAAAUUAAAUAUUUACAGCUGUCUAAUGUCUCAUUUCUUGACCCGAGCAAGUGUCUUUUUCUUAUUGGUGUCCUUUAGUAGUGGUUUCUAUGCAGCAGUUGAUGUUGAGAUGUGUCUGUUACUUGAACUCUGUGAAGCAUUAUUUUGGGCUGCAAUUUCUGAGUCUGGUAACUCUAAUGAACUUAUCCUCUGCAGCAGAGGUAACUCUAGGUCUUCCGUUCCUGUGACGUUACUCUUGAGAGCCAGUUUCAUCGUAGUGCUUGAUGGUUUUUGUGACUGCACUUGAAGAAACGUUCAGUUCUUGAAAUUUCCAUAUUGACUGAUCUUCAUGUCUUAAAGUAAUUUCUCUUUGCUUAUUUGAGCUGUUCUUGCCAUAAUAUGGACUUGGUCUUUUACCAAAUAGGGCCAUCUUCUGUAUACCACCCCUACCUUGUCACAACACAACUGAUUGGCUCAAACGCGUUAAGAAGGAAAGAAAUUCCACAAAUUAACUUUUAACAAGGCACAACUGUUAAUUGAAAUGCAUUCCAGGUGACUACCUCAUGAAGCUGGUUGAGAGAAUGCCAAGAGUGUGCAAAGCUCUCAUCAAGGCAAAGGGUGGCUACUUUGAAGGAUCGCAAAUAUAAAAUAUAUUUUGAUUUGUUUAACACUUUUUUGGUUACUACAUGAUUCCAUAUGUGUUAUUUCAUAGUUUUGAUGUUCUUGCUAUUAUUCUACAAUGUAGAAAAUAGUCAUAACUAAGAAAAACCCUUGAAUGAGUAGGUGUUCUAAAACUUUUGACCGGUAGUGUAUAUACAUAUUUAAAAUUAUAUCAAUAUCAAUGUUGUUGCUACAGUAUAGAAGGUUAACAAAAUAAUUUAGAUUAAAGGUAAAUUAAAUGUAAAUGUAUCCUCUCCAGCACCACCCCAACAUCAACAUGUGUAAAAAUAGCACAUUUCUAUGCUUUCUACUAAAAGGUUAAGUGUUUCAGUUUGACACAAGGGGUCAGUCUUGUCCAACUUUAUAUCUUACUAUAAUGUGAGAGCUCAUCAGUUAUGUCUCUCUCUGUCUCUCUCUCGCGCUCUCUCUGUAUCGAUCUAGACUGUUUUAUACAAGUAGUAUAAAACAGUAUAGCAGCCUAAAUACAUAGUAAUAAUAAAUAAUAACAGCAGUGGUGAAUGUG
This is a messenger RNA of Oncorhynchus keta (chum salmon), 4211 nucleotides long. RefSeq names its product adhesion G protein-coupled receptor G3-like. Bases 45 to 2168 code for a protein of 707 amino acids. Gene Ontology annotation, molecular function: G protein-coupled receptor activity. Gene Ontology annotation, biological process: adenylate cyclase-activating G protein-coupled receptor signaling pathway; cell surface receptor signaling pathway. Lineage: Eukaryota; Metazoa; Chordata; Actinopteri; Salmoniformes; Salmonidae. The transcript has 17 exons. The record is from RefSeq and is a predicted model, not a curated record. Gene Ontology annotation, cellular component: membrane.